Messenger RNA from Kazachstania africana CBS 2517, 1704 nucleotides. RefSeq names its product Dot6p (gene DOT6). The transcript has a single exon. The coding region runs from base 1 to 1704 and encodes 567 amino acids. Lineage: Eukaryota; Fungi; Ascomycota; Saccharomycetes; Saccharomycetales; Saccharomycetaceae. The record is from RefSeq and is a predicted model, not a curated record. Gene Ontology annotation, biological process: regulation of DNA-templated transcription. Gene Ontology annotation, molecular function: DNA-binding transcription factor activity, RNA polymerase II-specific; RNA polymerase II cis-regulatory region sequence-specific DNA binding. Gene Ontology annotation, cellular component: nucleus.
AUGACAGUUCCUCUUACUUUCCCCAUGGAUGCUCAAAAUUAUUAUACAAUGAACCAUAAUCAGAUCGAUUCUUCUUCUUAUGGCAAUACCCCAGCGUUGUUGGACGACUUGAAUAUCAAGAAAUCGUCACCUGCACUAUCGAAAAAUCCAUCUUCAUGGGACCCAUCAGAUGAUCUACUCUUAAGACAUUUGAAAGAAGUCAAAAAAAUGGGAUGGAAGGAAAUCGCUCAAUAUUUCGAAAAUAGAACUCCAAAUGCCUGUCAAUUUAGAUGGAGACGUUUAAAAUCUGGUAAUUUAAAAUCAAAUACCACAGCUUUGAUGGAUGUCACGCAAUUUCCUGGUCAAAUUAAAAUAUUAAAUAAAAAUCCAAGUAUUAAAGAAUGUAGAAAAGUUAAGUCACAAAAUAAUCAAAACCAAAAGCCAAUAGUCACUGAUUUAGACAGUGUAUCCACUUUCAUAAGGCCGGCUCCUGUCACCUCAAAUUCUUUCCCAACAAAUAUUCAACCUUUACCAAAUCCACAACAAUUCAGAACUUCUUCUUCCUCUUCAUCUCCUCCAGCUUCUUCAUCAAUGCUUCCUAUCGUGCCAAUAGAUAACGAUAGCAAAUUCAUCAAGCCAAGAUCUUAUUCGCAUUCUUUCACAAAUAACGUCCAACCUUUAAGUACAAAUCCAUCCAGUAUAAGUAAUUUGAUCAAUUCUACGCAGGAAACCACAGAAAAUGUAGGAUUCGUACCAAAAGUCUUUGUGAGAUCAAGACGUAAUUCUUUCGCAUUUCCAACUAAUAAUAAUGCUGCUGCCGCCGCCGCCGCUUACUCCACAUCACCAACUUCUCCUUUACAAAAUGCCUUGAAUACAACUUUGAAUGGUUCCAAAUCAAGAAAGAAUUCUUUCGCCAAUUGGUCAAGAAGGUCUUCUUUCACUGUGGGUAGCAGUGGUCUUCCAACAAGAAGAUCUUCUACUAUAGUAGCACCAAACUCUGUGUCAAAUUCAUUCAAUUUUAAUAGUCCAGCUUCAAAUCAACAAAGAAGAGGUUCUUUAAUUAAAAAAGAGUUAAUAAAUCAAAAAAAAUCAUCUAUGUUUACUAAUUCUUACAAGUUCACAGAUAUCCCAUUAGCCCAAUCAAUACAGAGAUCAAACACCACUCCAUUGGUAGAGGAACAAAAGUACGAACCUUGGACAAACGAAGAAGAUCAAUUACUUUUAGAAAAUAGGUCAAGAAAUCUAAAUAAACUGGAACUUUCCAUUCUAUUAGCAAACAGGUCAGAAAGAGAAAUUGAAUAUAGACUCAAUUGUAUAUCAAAUAGGGAAUCUCUACUGGAGGAUUCUUCAAAAUCUUCAUCUGUAACUUCUUUAUCAUGCCCACCACCUUCCAUAAUAAUAGAAGGUUAUUCCUCUUCUCCUACACAUUCGUCAAAGAGAAAAUCCAUUUCUAUUAAUGAAAUUGUAUUCGAUGACGAUGAUGAUGAAAUUGACCCAUUACACGUAAAGAAAAGUAAUGAAAGAUGUGGUUCUGAAGAAGCAAAUUCCACAACUUCGAAUAAUUCAUCAAUGUCAACAGCCGCCACUUUAGUUAAUGGAAUGAACCAAAAAGAAUUACUAAACGAUUUGGAAUCCGCAGGGUCUUUGAGAUCCCAAAGUCUUACUCCAAAUGCUAAUGCCCCUCAAUUGCCAAGUAUAGGAUCACUUUUCAAAACCAUGGUAUGA